AUGCAGGCGGUGGAGACUGAGGCAGAGGCUUCAGCCUUACAGGUCCUGGCCAAGCUGGCAAACAUCCUGGAGCCCACAGGCCUGCAGGAGGAGGCAGGGCUGCCCGGACAGAUCCUGGCCGAGUUCGUGAUGGAUUCUCGAAAGAAAGACAAACUGCUCUGCAGCCAGCUUCAGGUAGUAGACUUCCUGCAGAACUUUUUGGCUCAGGAGGACACUGUCCAGGGCCUGGACCCCUUGGCUUCUGAAGACACGAGUCGACAGAAAGCAAUUGCAGCCAAGGAGCAAUGGAAAGAGCUGAAGGCUACCUACCAAGGACAUGUGGAGGCCAUCAUGGGAGCCCUGACCCAGGCCCUACCCAAGAUGGAGGAGGCUCAAAGGAAGCAAGCAGAGCUGCAGGAGGCCCUUGACCAGCUCCAGGCCAAGAAGCAAGUGGCCAUGGAGAAACUCAAAACAGCGCAGAAGCAGUGGCAGCUGCAACAGGAGAAGCGUCUACAGCAUUUGGCAGAAGUUUCUGCAGAGGUGAGGGCGCGUAAGACAGGAAUUCAGCAGGAGCUUGAGCGACUGUAUCAGGAACUUGGAACCCUGAAGCAGCAAGCAGAGCAGGAGCGGGACAAGCUGAAGAGGCACCAGACCUUCCUGCAACUGCUAUACACCUUGCAGGGUAAGCUGCAAUUCCCAGAGGCAGAGGCAGAGCUCCCACAACAUUCAGAUCUUCCUGAGGAUAAGCCCCAGCAGCUGACCCAGCCCCAGGAGCAGAACCAUGGAGAUACCUUGGGAAGAGACGCGGGUGCAUCCUCCAAGGUGAAUGAGAAAUGGGACAGAUGGGCAGGAAGGUAG
Pteronotus mesoamericanus is the source of this 837-nucleotide messenger RNA. It is a transcript of the gene ZWINT, whose product is annotated as ZW10 interacting kinetochore protein. Gene Ontology annotation, biological process: mitotic cell cycle checkpoint signaling. The transcript has 7 exons. NCBI's taxonomy places the organism in Eukaryota, Metazoa, Chordata, Mammalia, Chiroptera, Mormoopidae. The coding region runs from base 1 to 837 and encodes 278 amino acids. The record is from RefSeq and is a predicted model, not a curated record. Gene Ontology annotation, cellular component: kinetochore.